CCUUGCGGGAAAGUCAACACGAAGUCUACGGACAAACCGACUCAAAACACUGUGAAUAAUCCAGAAUGUCUGCGCUUCUUGCUCCGAUGAAGAUGGAGGAAGUAGCCAGUGCUGCUCUAGCUUCCAGCACCACCGGCGUUUCAAAAUGGACAGCCGUACUGGCAUGUACUACCAUGGCGAUAUCUUACGUCGCAGUCCUAUAUGCUCCGACUAUGAUUCUCCGCUUGCCGCCGGCCAAUUCCUUUAAAUCGUUCAUGGUUCGCCGGUUCAUAUGUGCUGCCGUUUUCACCGUCGCCUCCCUCAUAGCCUGCUCUAUCAUCCUCCCUAUAAGGUGGAAUGCAUCAAACUUGCUGCAGGCUUUUGGUAUCAGAGCAGACCACAUAUGGCAAGCUGUUGCCUAUCCUCUAUCUUUAACCGCUCUUAUGUAUGUUGGAUCUCUCACGAAGGGUUUGCUGCUAUUGCGUUCCUGCAAUGAUAAUCAGAGUGAUGGUAGAAGGGUUUUGUCAGUGUACAUUAAAACGAUUCCGAAAAUGCUCAUAAACUCAGUUUUUUCAAUAGCAUCUAAUGUCUCAGCUUGGCGUAAUUAUUUUGUGGCACCACUCACAGAAGAGCUUGUUUUUAGAGCUUGUAUGAUCCCUUUGCUUUCUUGUGGAGGAUUCAAUAUGUAUACUGUCGUGUUUCUUUGUCCCAUAUUUUUCAGUUUAGCUCAUUUGAACCAUUUAUUGGAAUAUGCCCAGCAAAGAGGCAGCUUGCUCAAAGCUUUUAUGGUUGCAGGUUUCCAGCUUGGCUACACUGUCAUAUUUGGAUCAUAUGCUUCCUUUCUAUAUGUUCGUACAGGGCAUGUGGUCGCACCUCUUGUUGCUCACAUCUUUUGUAAUUAUAUGGGUUUGCCCACCAUAAAUUCUCCUCAAUCAGGGACAAUAACGUUGGCAUUUCUAGCUGGGCUAUUGGGAUUCUACUGGCUUCUUUUCCCAUUAACCAGCCCACAACUUUAUAACAAUAGAGCAGAUAGUUGCAACUGCUGGCAUCAAUAUUGUACUUGAAACUAAAGAAGAUUGGACACCUUGAAAGAGAUUGAUCGGCUCCAUUAUGAAAUUCAAGAUAGAUGGUACUUUCUCUUACUUCAUACAGGAAGCCAGCCACCAUGUCCCUUCCCACCAUUUUAGAAUGUUGUACGUACAAUAUUCCUGCCUGCAGGUCAUUCAUACUUCAAAUAUUAACAUUAUUUAUAACACUUUCUUUCUUUGCUUAUUUUGUUUCAUACUUAGUAUUUGUUUGAUACUGAAUAGUGAAUCACCUCUAGUUUAGCAACACUUUUGAUGUAGUUCUUAAAAAUUUCGCUUAUACGGUUAUACCAAAUUAAUCAUUAGGGAAAAUUGUCAAAUAAGCCCUCCCACUAUGUCAAAAAGUCAAUUAGAUCCUCGUACUUUAGAAUCGAUCAAUUGAACCCUCAAACUCACAAAAAAUGCCCAAUUAAGCCUUUUAGCCGGUAAAAAAUAAGCCUUCCGGUUAAAAGUUGCUUAUGUGAUUUUUUUAAAGUUUUUUUUUUUAAUUUUUUUAGUUUAUUCCCUAGAGAUCUUUACUCUUUACUCGUUCUUUUUUCUUUAACUUAUUUUCUUUCUUUCUUAUAUGAUAGCUUAUUGCCGCCUCGCCACCAACUUCACCGGUGUUCCGCUCUGUACCCACCUUUCUCAUCUUUCUCUCCCACCGUUCACUUCCUCCUUCUUUCACUUUCUUCUUCACCGCCUGAUUCUGCUCCACUUUCGCUCAGAGCUGCAAACUUCAUCGUCGUAUCCACUGUUCAAGUUCGAGCUUCUCCCUCCCGGUUGUAAUGUGCCCCUUCUUCUAUCAGACAUCCCUAUUUUAUUUAGCGUUGUUCAGUGAGGCUCAGAACCCUAAGGGGACUCCGAAGUUUGUAAACAGUCCAAUGCUUUCAUGGAUUUAGAGUUUUGAUGGAAGAAAUGUAAAUAGUGCAGUGUUAUGCUUAAUUUUGGAGACAUGGCUCUCCGAAUCUGGGAGAGAGUUGUGUGUGAAAUUGGGAAAACUAUCAAAUAAGCCCUCGUACUAUACCGAAAAAGUCGAUUAGGCCCUCGUACUUUACAAACAUUCAAUUAAGUUCUCGAACUAUUAAAAAACGUUCAAUUAAGCCCUUUCGGUCGGUAAGUAACCGGUUUCCCGGUUAAAUGUAACCUGUUUCCCGGAAGCCGCCGUUGCUGGGGUUCGAGCACAUCGUCGCCAUCGUCGUCGUUUAACCGGGAAAUCGGUUACUUACCCACCAAAAGGGCUUAAUUGAACGUUUUUUAAUAGUUCGAGGACUUAAUUGAGUGUUUGUAAAGUACGAGGGCCUAAUCGACCUUUUCGGUAUAGUACAGGGGCUUAUUUGAUAGUUUUCCCUGUGAAAUUUGUUGGGGAAGAUGAACAGUCCAAGGUGUAUAUAUCUAAGUUUGAAUAGGCUACGUGGUUUUUAUUAUCCGUCAAAAUCUGGAGUAAAAAAAGCCACAUGGGCAUACACGUCAGCGACUACCGGUGAAUCUGGAAGGGAACCAACUAAAAAGAAGAAUUGAAUGUUUUUGUAUAGUACGAGGGGUUAAUUGGGUGUUUUAAUAGUUCGAGGACUUAAUUGACUUUUUUGCUAUACUACGGGGACCUAUUUGAUAGUUUUCCCUAAUCAUUACAAAAUUGAACUGAAAACAGGUAGAAUGUUAUCUUAUUGCACAAGUAGGACAGAACAAAAUGGAUACUAGAUAUCGGCUGCGCUUGCUUAUUCGAGACAUUGGCUUAACCUUAAGAGGUCACGAAAAGAAGAGUUUAAAUACAUGUUAUUCAAACACUAAACCCUAAUACUAAUAGAGUCCAUUGGUUUAGGUAAUCUUAUAUUACAUUGUUAAUGUGAGAAAGGUAAUGUGAGAUUACCUUUCUUUGGUUCCAGUUUACAUAUUAAUAAGGUAAUUCAAUGAUACUUCUAGGAAGACGUAUGAAAGUGAGGUAAUAUUAGGGGUGACAUGAUUAGCUAGGGUUUUUGAUGUACUUUGAUGUACUUUAACAUUUUAACGUGAUUAGCUGGGGUUUCUUUUGUAUAAAGGGCUUUAGGAAUACUAUUGUCAUGUUAUUCAUAACACCUUGUUAUACUUUUAGACCAUUCGUAAUUUGUCCUUGACAUUUAACAGCUUAAGGAAUACUCAUGUCCCCAAAAAAUCACGUUUGAUCAGUGUGUAAUUCUUUUCUCGUGAUAAAGUACAUGCAUACAUUGAUCAUAAAUCAUGAAUUGCUUAUACUCCGUGUGUUUUUAUGAUUUAUUUGUUGGUUUAACGAAGUAUGUCGUAUGUAGUUUGUUUUUGUCAAAUUUUUGGAGAAAAAAAGUUUUGUUUGAUCAAGCUUAGGCUCAUCUUUGGGACAAACCAAUGUAAUAGGUUUUUUGAGAUGGAGGGAAUAUCAUAUAUCAAAGUAAGUAUUCUUAAUUUGGGGCGGUCUCCAUUUCCAAGUAGGGUUUAGGUUUUCUGCAAGCCACUGGCGGCUGGUACGGUUUGUGUUUCUUGUAGAUUGAAGGGAAAGUGCAACGCAGGGUAGGAACAUCAAUCGUUUGUCUAUCAAAAUGGAAAACAUGGUAAACCAAUAUGAUAUGUUAGAUAUAGGAGGAGAGGUGAAUGAACUGGUUUUCGAGGGUGAAGAUGGCACACAGGAGGAUGUCGACAUGGUGGUUUUUCUGGUAAUGGGCAUGAUUAUCACCGACAAGAUGUUGAAGUUCCAGAUUCUCAAAAAUCUAAUGGCUUCAAUAUGGUGUCUCGGUAAAUGAGUCCCAAUCAAGGAAAUUGGAAAUAAGAGGAGGGAUCUUCAUCGACUGGAAUGGGCUACAAACAAGCAGGGCACAAGCAGAACAGAGCGGAUUGACUGACUAGGCAAAAGGUGAAAGGGAAUCAGGGUUGACUAGUCACAGUGUCGGAAAAUGAGGAGGGAAAGGCCAGAGAAGUUGGAACAUCUAGCACAGAAUUGAACCAGAAGAGAAAAAAGACGUGGGAGGAAGAGCAGCAGAAAGCGACGCAGAACAGUGACAAAUGGGUCUAGAUGAGCCAAAAAAUGGGGUAGGGGUGGAUGCUGGCUACCAGGCUCGUGAUAUUGGGGAAGCGGUCUUUCUCUACUUGCUAUGUUUUUCUUGUUUUUUUGAUCGGGAUGUUAUUUUGGUUAUGUUUUUGUUUUUUUUUCUAGUUAGACUAUUGGGUUUAGGUUUAGUGAUGGAAAGUUUGUUUUCAUCGCCUUUGACUCAGUUAUGCUUAUUGUAGGAUCAUCAUAUUGGUUUUAAGAAGUUGAUCGACUCUGAGUCUGUUUCGAGAGCUGAUUGUUGGGAGUGAACUUUUUGUCUUAUUGUUGUUUGUCUGAAUUUUCCAUCCGUCUUGAGAUUAUGAAGGAAUAAAGCAAAAUGGUUCACUAAA
Messenger RNA from Cuscuta europaea, 4427 nucleotides. The record is from the annotation of a GenBank genome assembly. Lineage: Eukaryota; Viridiplantae; Streptophyta; Magnoliopsida; Solanales; Convolvulaceae.